AUGCCUUCAACAUAUAAGAGGGAUAAGCCCUGGGAUACGGACGAUAUUGACAAGUGGAAGAUUGAAGAAUUCAAACCCUCCGAUAAUGUCGGCGGCACAUUCGCAGAAGAAUCCUCUUUCGUCAGCCUGUUCCCAAAGUAUCGAGAAAUAUACCUCCGAGAAGUAUGGCCGUUGGUAACCAAGGCGCUGGAGAAGAGCUGUAUAACCUGCACUCUUGAUCUUGUAGAGGGUAGCAUGACCGUCAAGACCACCCGAAAGACAUUUGACCCUGCUGCUAUUUUGAAAGCAAGAGAUCUUAUCAAACUCCUGGCGAGAAGUGUUCCAGCGCCACAAGCAUUGAAAAUUCUCGAGGAUGACGUUGCAUGCGACAUCAUCAAGAUUCGUAACCUAGUCCGGAACAAGGAGAGAUUCGUUAAACGGAGACAGCGCAUUCUGGGUCCUUCCGGAUCAACGCUGAAAGCCCUCGAGCUACUUACGGGUACAUAUCUACUCGUCCAGGGAAACACAGUUGCUGCAAUGGGUCCCUUCAAGGGUUUGAAGGAAGUCCGUCGAAUUGUCGAAGAUUGCAUGAACAACAUCCACCCCAUAUACCAUAUCAAGGAAUUAAUGAUCAAACGCGAGCUCGCCAAGGAUCCUCAACUGGCGCAGGAAUCGUGGGACAGGUUCCUUCCGCAACUCAAGAAACGGACCCUCAGCAAGAGACGAAAACCAUUCAAAGUUACAGAUAAAUCUAAGAAAGUUUACACGCCGUUCCCACCAGCUCAGGAGAAGAGUAAGGUUGAUCUGCAGAUUGAGAGUGGUGAAUAUUUCCUUAGUAAACAGGCCAAGGAAAGAGCUCGAAAGGAGGAGAUUAUGGAGAAACAGAGGGAAAAGAGGGCAGAGAAGAUGAAGGAGCAGGAGAAAGAUUUCAUACCGCCAAAGGAGGAUACAGGGGAGAAGAAAAAGAAGAAGCGGAAACGGCUUGAGGAGGGUGAAGAGAAGAAGGUUGAUGACGUGGAGACGGAAGUAAAGGAUAAGAAACGCUCAAAAAAGGAGAAAGCAUGA
Molecule: messenger RNA, 1044 nt
Organism: Trichophyton rubrum CBS 118892
Lineage: Eukaryota; Fungi; Ascomycota; Eurotiomycetes; Onygenales; Arthrodermataceae
Product: 90S preribosome/SSU processome component KRR1
Exons: 3
Coding region: 1-1044 (347 amino acids)
Cellular component (GO): nucleolus; small-subunit processome
Molecular function (GO): RNA binding
Source: RefSeq, a predicted model, not a curated record